Messenger RNA from Aplysia californica (California sea hare), 9551 nucleotides. Its product is annotated as serine-rich adhesin for platelets. Gene Ontology annotation, molecular function: DNA-binding transcription activator activity, RNA polymerase II-specific; RNA polymerase II cis-regulatory region sequence-specific DNA binding. The record is from RefSeq and is a predicted model, not a curated record. Gene Ontology annotation, biological process: positive regulation of transcription by RNA polymerase II. NCBI's taxonomy places the organism in Eukaryota, Metazoa, Mollusca, Gastropoda, Aplysiida, Aplysiidae.
GAAUGGAAAAACUACUUCCAACCCUGAAGCCACAAAGGGCACCUCUGGUGGAGAUACGUCAGGCGAAGACACCAAAAAGACAUGCAACGGAGCCACGGCUGGGAAGAAGCGCAAGAAGGGCAAGCAGGCCAGCACCGUCGCCAAAGCCGCUAAAUUGCCUCCGGCUAAAAUGGAGCCAGUGGGCAUCACAAUCCCCAAACCCCCUGAAAAACCCAAAGAAGAGGAGGACAAAAUUAUAGAAGAAAUUCCCAAUCUCGAUUCUCCCUUGUUCAAAGACGUUCCCUCGAAGAAGGUAGAUUCGUCCUCAGACUCGUCUUCGUCUUCUGGAGGAAGUUCUUCGUCGGAUGAUUCUUCUUCCUCUGAUGAUGAUUCUGAUGAGGAGGAGGAGGAGAAGAAGGAAUCUAAGCUGAGCACUGAUGGACAGAAAGAGAUACCGUGUUCAGAGCCCCCAAAAGCUCGCACCCCCAUUAAACUGACAAUAUCAAAUGUUGGAAAACCAUCAGCUAAAGUCACAACUACGUCCUCUCGGGACAUUGUGGACAGUAACUCUUCUGAUUCCGACACAGAUGUGGAAGAGGGAGAGAAAGAAGUGACGAUGGAGAUAAAUAACUCUGCUGUGGAUAAGUGUGGUGAUACUUUACCCAAAAAUGAAGCCCCUAAAGGAAAUGGAUUAACCAAUCAGUCUCUCAAUGGACCUACAGGGACUUCGGAAUUCAAAAUUAAAACGGAUAUUAAUGUGGCUGUUUCGAACCAUCUGGAGUGGAACACGCUAGAGCGUUCUGACAGCAUUCAUGCAAAGGAGCAGUGUAACCCAAUGGAUUACCAGAGUGUUCACCAUCAGGCUAACCAUGAUGGCCAAAACCAGAGUGACUUCCAAAAGAUAGAAACACCUUUACCAUGCAAUGAUUCAUUUAAAGAUGAUCUUUUGGAUAAGGAUGCUUUUUCUGAAAGUGAAGACAUUGAUCCGUUUCAGCAGAUUUCAGCAGUCGUCAGUCGCAUCGAAAGAGAAAACAGUUGUGACAACAAUGAAGAAAAGAAGGAUUUCAAAGAUGAGACACUGUUGAGUGAUGUUGUCAUGAAUGAAGAAAAGGAAAAAGAAAAAGAAAGCGUUAAACAGACUGCCGACCAGUUGCCAGAACCAAAUCCACUUCGUGAUGGUCGGGAGACCAAAUAUUUCCCCGACGGAUUUAUACUGGCCCCAACUCUCAGCAAAUCACCAGAACAUCUACGCUCACCGUUGAAACUUCCAUCAAAAAGUGCUGACGUAUCGUCUCAGGCUGCAGAGGAAGACGAAGAGGAGGAGGAGGAGGAGGAGGAAAGCAAGAUGGAGGAUGAUGAUACUGAAACCGAUCUCAAAGAUGCUGAGAUGCCCACUGUUGAAGCACAAGCGAAUGAGAUUGCCGAAGAAAAGGAGCAAGAGGAGGACACUAAAACUGAGAAUGAAAUUUCGUCGGUUUCAGAGGUCUCAAAUAAUAAAACUGAGGAUACUGUCAAUGAAACUGAGCCAGAGUUGAGUCAGGAUGAUGGGCAGAGUGAGAGUUGUGAAAUUGAAACCCCUUUGAAAGAUGAAAACAUUAAGGACCAAAAUUUGAACAUCAAGACAAACAUUCCCUCGGAACAAGCUGUUGUGAGUGCUCCUCUAUCGCCCGUGGCGUCCGACCCACAAGAGGAGAAAGUAGAGCCUCAGGCUGAGAAUAGGCCACCAGCUGAGGACUUGAAAGACGAGCCAGAAGCAGUCAAACCAUCAGAGCCAGUCGUAGCUGCAGAACCAGCCUCAAAAGACGAAGGAGACGAAGAAUCGGCGAAACCAGCAGCUUCAGCAGUGGAAGAUAAAUGUGAAUCUGUAACCAAAACAAACUCUGCCACUAGUGACAGCCCCAGCUCUGCCAGUCCUUCGGAACCCUCUAAAGUUGUGAGCACAUCAAGCACCAGUAUUACAACCACCUCCACCACCACCACCACAACCACCAGCAGUAGCAGCAGCACCUCCGUCUCGAAGGGCUGCACCAAUGGUAUCAAAGACAGUGAAAAUCCGUUCAUAACUUGGACCAAAUAUGACGACGAUAACUCCGCCCCUAUGACCACACCCCUUCCAGCGUCCAGUCUCGUCCAAGCUCUAGCUCGUGCCCCGUUCCCUCCUCUGGCUCUCUCUGGCGACGCUCCGGUACCUCAGAUGUCCCCCCUAGGUGCGGCAGUUCCUCAACUCUCACCUCUUGGUCUGGCAGGCCUGUCACCUGGUAGCAGUCAGCUGUCACGCAUGUCGCCGGGCUCCCAGAUUGCUCCUCCCCAUAUGGCGUCACCGAACCCUCAGAGAAUGAGGACGUCACCCAGCCACAGCGUCAGUGGCAGCCGGCAGUUGUCUCCCACUCAGAACCGAUCUGGCUCUGCGUCUUUGCCCAGUGAAGCCAGCAAGACACAACCCUCAAAUGAAGAGCUGAAAAACAAGGCACCCCCUCCUAAAAGUGUGAAGAGAACAUCUCGGCUAUCGAACAUCAUUGACAGUCUCCGAACAUCCAAGGAGAAGCAAGUUGCAGGGUCUACGCCGGGCGGUUCUGAACCAGGAACUCAGGAAGUGUCAAAGAAGAGUGCUCUGGACGCUCUCUUGGGAACAGGUCGGAGUUCUCCGUCACAACCCGCCACCCCAGGCUCUGCUACCCCAAAGAAUUUACCAUCAUCAUCAUCGUCUUCAUCGUCUCCUUUAUUCACGGCCCCGACUCCAGCCAGCAGCGAGCGGCGGUCGUCCAGCUCCAGUGACAAAGCCUACCGAGACAACCACCUGAAUUACCACCAUCAGAUCAGCGCAGACACACGGGAUGCUAUCCGUUCUAGCUUGGAUGCAGCUCGGGUCCAGGCUGUCAAUCACAGCUUUAGCGCCUUCAGGGAUGACGUGGAUAAGGGUAAACGUAUGCUGGAAAACCUGGAGGUCAUGAAAAAUGGAAUUGCGGACCCAUACAGUAAACCGAACCCAUUGGAUGCAAAACCUCGUAAAGUCGAUGCUAGUCAGGCACACAGUCGUGUGAAGAACUCGACACCGGCACCACCCUCUGCCUCCAGCGCUGCAGCUUUGCCAUCGUCAAGGCCAUCAUCCAGGCAAUCGUCGAAACAGCCCAGUAGCCAAUCAAAUUACUCUUCUUCUUCCUCAAAGAAUACCAGCUCCACUAGCAGCAGCGGCAAUAGCAGCACAGGUGCUAACAACAGCAUGUACCAAGCUGCGGCUCCAUCUGCUGCUCUGGCUGCGGCACACUUGGAGCUCAACGCUGCGGCUGCAAACCUUUUUACAUAUCAACAUCUCUACGGGAUGCAAGAUCCGUACAUGAUGAAGACUCUGAUGAGCAAUCCGCUGUACCUGCAGAGGAUGAUGGAAUUCCAAAAACAGGCCAUGGAUCCCAUGAUGCUGAGACAGCUGGAGUUACUAGAAGCCGCUGCGGUCGCUGAGAAAAGCAAAAGCAGCAAAGAUCAACGAGCAGCUCUGAACGCACAAUCGAUACUGUGGUCAGCACAGGCUGCAUCGAUGCUUCAACAGCAACAGAUGCAGCAGCUGCAGCAGCUUCAGCUCCACCAUCAUCAGCAGCAAGCAGCCGUUGCCGCAGCAGCCAGAGAGCGGGAAAGUCGGGACACCAUUGCUGCCAUCAUGGCCGGCAAAAGCAAUAACCAACACAGCAGUGGCAUUAAGUCCACGGGCAGCAUCUCGACUGGUCAGUCUGGGAAAUCUAUCAUGUCUUCACUCGCAUCCUCCACCAGUUCUUCAUCCAACAAGAGACCACAACCCCACGCGGGCCUUUCGUCAUCAGACCUUUACUUAAGAGACGGGCCGAGUGUGGAGAAGAAAUCGAGGCCGAACUCCACUAGUCACUUAAACAAUCACAGCAGCUACCACUCUUCGCAAACAUCCUCCUCCUCUGGUUCAUCCUCCAUGGCCAAACAUUUGUCAUCCCAUCACUCCAGCAAACCGUCGGGUAGCGGUAGCAGCAGUGGCAAGUCUCGAAGUAGCACCAGUGGUAGUGCCACCUCCUCCAAACACGAGUACCUCGACCUGCCCACAGCUCUCCAGCUCUCCUCUGCUGGGGCCGCCCCAAAUAUGUGGGGGGCUGCCGGAUUCCCAGGGAUGUUGCAGCCUCCUUCGGUGGAUAUGGCGAGAAUGUCUCGGUACUUUGAACGGCAGAACGAAACUCCUUCCGCAUCUGCACCUUCAGGGGCUGGCCACUCGGAACCAGAGCCAACCGGUGCGGAAGUUUUGGACCUUAGUGUUAAACCACGCGCAAGCAAAACAUGAAGACGUGAUGACUUGAGAUGUUAACAAUGCUCUGGGGAGGAGUAAAUACAGAGAAAACAUAUUCAUACUCUUCAUUUGUAUACUCAGUGUGACAAUCAUGCAUUUUAUUUUGGAAUGUCAUAGACUUGUUCCACAUUUUCAUGGGUACAUAUAUAUUAAAUGUAUACUGUUCUCAUGGGUUGGCUUGAAGCGUAAGUGUCCACGCUUGGGUCCAUUCAUAUUAGUCCGAUUGCAAUGUGGAAACCUGUGUGGAGGUACAUAUCCAACUUUGUGUUUUUAUUCAUGAAGCUGUGACGGUUGUCGGGGACCCAUUGUCUUAGCCAGGAAGAGAAACAUGAACUGCAACAUGUUUCUUCUGGAUUUACCAAACUUCUCUCUCAUGUGUUUAAAGAAAUUUUGUGAACAUAUGGUCCACUCUCUCAUGAUGUGUUAGAGAAAAAUAUGUGAGCACGCAGUCCUUUCUGUUGAGUGUUAAGGAAAAUUUUUGAGCUCACAAUCUCUCUCCUGUAUGUCAGAGAAAAAUUUGUGAGCACACGGUCCUCUCUCUCUUGUGUGUUACAGGAAAAAUUUGUGAGCUUGCGGUCCUUUCUACAAGAAGUUUCAUGUGGAUUACAUAAACUGCUCGUGCUAAUGUGUGUAGAUGAUGUAAUUCACGUCAGUGUAUUCAAGUUGAAACUAUCUGAGGAUGAAAGGGAUAACUGCUGGUGCUCUGUGGCAUCUGUGCUGAGACUUCACAGUAGAAGGGCAAUAAUUUCUGUUUCUCUGCAUUCAUUUCUUUAACAAACCAGCAUUAUUGUACUUGAGACUUGUGUUUCAUCUCAUUGCUGUAUUCCCAAAGGGCUGGAAGCCAAAUGGACCAUGUUUUUAUGUUGGCCUGUAUUUCUUACCAGCUAUUGUAUGUUGUUUUGAGGUAUCUUUGGGAUAUUUUUUUUUUUUUUUCAAUUUUGCCUGUCCUAUAUUUUUGUUUGUCAUACUAUCUUGUACUCAAAUCGGCCAAUUCAAAUAUUGAAAGAGAAGCAAUAGCAUCCAAAUAAUCUAUUUGGAAUCAAAUGUUUGUACUGAAAGAGACUGAUCAAGAUCUGUGCAGUAUUUGAGGCAUGUGAGAACACUAAAGAUGACGUCUGAGACAAAUGGAAUGUGAAACAAAUGAUUUAAUAAAACCAGAUAAGUUUCUUCAUCAUACUUAUUCAAAGGUGUGAGAAACAAGAGAAAAGUGAAAUUGCAGACAAAAAUAAUGCUGUCCUCUCUGCCCUAACAUGAAUACUUGUAUGUAUGUACAUUUUAUGUUCUUGUCAUUGCCCUAAUCAUCACUGUCAGUUUGGUUGAGAAGACAUAUUUUAUACUUGAGAAGGUGGAUAACACUAACAAGGGGUUGACAUCUUGACACUUUAGACACGAGACUCACUGAUAUUUACAUGAUUAAGUUGAUAGAUCUUUUUUUCUUGGCUAUACUAUGUUUUCUGUCAGGAUCGGUUUGGGUAUAUUGUGAAACAGCUUGAGAAAUCAAGUAUCAUCUGCUGAUUGUUUUCCUUGUUUGCAACAAGUAUGUCAAUAUAAAAUGUCAGUACAAGCAAAGUGGAUCGCUGAAAGUGUAUGCAAACAUCUUAGAGACACAACUUACAGUGGUAUCACAACCCCAGUUUAUUUUGGCACGUAUCCAAACUUUUCAGAGCAAGUGUGGGCUUUUACAGAGUGAAUGAAUUUGUGGAAAAUAGAGAAUUUUGAUUAAUGAUUUUUUUUUUUUAACUCACUCAUUAUUUCAUCUUUGAAGCAAAUCUGGGAAUUUUUGUAUUCAGUUCCAUGACAGCAUGGUAUUCGGUAUGGCUUCUGAAGCUCCCACUUACAAGGGGAAAGAUUAUAAAAUUUGUUUUCAGAGUUUUGACGAGUAGGGACUUGCUGCGUGAGGCUGCACUGUUCAUGACUGGAACUGCCUCUUUUUAUAUUCCUGAUGAAGUGGGUAUAAUUUUCUCAGGUUACUAAAAUGACUGUAAUUCAUUAAUUUAAUCAUAAAAGAAAUGCACUGCUGACUGGUUUUGAAGAGGGUUAAAUUUGCAGUCAGUUUAUGGAGCACGGAUGUUGUAAACCUACACAAUAAAUCAUAUUCUGAGUUGAUCAAAAAAUUUUGAUGCAAUCAUAGUGAAAGUUAUAGAAUGUAAAAAGAAUUGUAAUUUUGGGGAAGAAAUGAGAAUGUGUUAAUAUCAUGCACAAUGGUUCAAAGUAAAUGUUUCUGUCAUUUCAAAUAUCACUUUUUCCUCUAGUGAGGACUUGUUAAAAAAAAAGACUGUUCCAAAGAGGUAGUCCUGGCCAAAUUAUAGUACAUGCAUUCUUUGUGACUCGGAAGUGUACAUCAAUAUCAAAGCCAUUAUAACUGUAAUUUUAGUUUUCUUUUUGAGAAGGGACAAUGAGUCGAUGCACACGCCUCCUGUGUGUCUUAUGUAGGGGAGACAAGUUUUCUGAAUAGAUGUGAUGAGUAUCUAUUCAGGUCAGAUUCUUGUGAGUUGAGACUGUCAUACAAGUUCAAACAUACUCUUCACUUAGAUUUUCUGUUGUUGAAUGAAAAUGUCGUUAUUUUUGCUUCAUCUGUAGGGUACAGUUUUCAUGGGCAAUAAAUCUAUGUGAUAAAAUUUUGUUGCAGAAAAGUUUUGGAUGGUUUAUUUUGGUCUCAGCAAUAAUGUAUUUUCUGAAGUCCAACAAAGUCUUUGAUAAGCGAUAAAUAUAAGAUUUGCUCAUGUUGUUAGAUUUUGUUUCACACUAUUUUAAGGUUAUGAUGACGACAGAGAAUGUGAAAAAUGAGGAAUGCUAUUUUGACACACACACUGACUCUCUAUGAUGUACUCAUUGUUCAAAGUUUAUUUUACUUACAGAAUUCGGUAUGGUGAUAAUAUGGGCACAAAACCAUCUAGUUUUUCUUCCCUGUCCUGAUCUGGUAAAAGAUCUGAAAAAGGGGCCAUUCCAUGUUUCGUGUGUCAGCUGACUGACACUACUUUUAACUUUAGAGUACAUACUACCAAAGUGUCUGUGUAUACCUGUCGAAUUAUUUAAUUAUUCAAAGUAAGUUACCAUACUAGUUAAAAUUUUAUAUAGACAGGUAACCCCUAACAAGAAAAAAUUAACGAAUGGUUCAAUCACUGUUAAAGACAUUUUUUUUCAUAAUUUUUUUUUUUUUUACAGCGGGUCAUCAUUCUUGUUUUACGUGUGUCACUGCAGCUUCUCUUUUCAUGGAAUGGUCCAAAGUGGGCCUAGCGUUUAGAACCCCACUUUACAAUGAUGGUCAUAGUUCCCCUGGUUUCAGAGAGUUAGUUUCUGAAUAUUUUAUUGAUUAUUUUGGUUUCAGAACAAAUACUGUUUUCAAGACUAUAUUAUCAUGUAAUUAUAAUGUGUCAGAAAAGAAUAUCAGACUCUUGACCAAAAAUCAUUACGUUUUGAACCGGACUCUUACACUGCCGGGAUGUUCUAAAAGAAGUUGAAGCUGUUUGAAAUUUGUGAAAAUUAUGACUAGGAUGAGGAAAGUGUUUUUGGCUGACUGGAGUGGGUCAAUAAAUUACUUUGAUAUAUAUUUUUCGAGCCCCGUUUUUGUUACCACCCUUUUUACACAAAACUUUUUCAGGAUACUUACUCACCUCUUUUUAAUCUUAAAGUCUGUGAAAUAAAUCUAAUUUAAUUUUAGCUUUUUCUUUUCUUUUCUUAAUUAAAAUAGAAAUGCUCAGAUCUGUUAUAAAUAAUAUUUCAACAGUGUAUUUGAACCAGUGCAUUUGUAUUCUUUUAGCAAGGGUAUGGAGUGGAGUAAAUCUUUCUCAUGCAAGUAUUAUAAAAUAUGUAUUACAGCAAUCAAGUUCCAUAACUUAAAAGAGACUUUGGACUGACAUUGGGUUUGAGAAGACAAUAGUUGAACUUCAUUGAUGGUUGUUUCUGACUUACCCUCCCCUCGCCCUCAAAUAAAGGUAUUCUUUCAGUACAUCAUCAUUUUGAAUUGCUUUUGUUUUAUAUUUUCUGUGUAUAUAUUUAAAAUGAUUUACUUCAUUGCUGUAUUUUACAUGUUGGUUUGAUGUCACGUUGAUCACCAAAGUUGGGAUGGAGGGCAUUACCUGUUGCAAAUAUAAGUGCAGAAGACAGUUUGCAACAGGGUUUUUUUUUCUUUGUGGGUGAAAUUAAGUUCAAGCUACCCUCUUAUAAAAUAUUUCUCCUACAUGGAUCAAGUUUCUGAUAAUGAUUUCUCUUACUGUGAAGCAAGGAAAGAACAUGGCUCGGCUGAACAUUGUUUUGAAGGAUGCAUCAUGAUGAUUGUCAAGCUAAUGCUUGGAGCUUACUGUAUAGCACGGGUAGUUUCCACACUUGUCAUUCUUUGCUUGAGAAAAGAAGAUGCAUUUCUCUUGCUGGAAUUUCACUAGCUUCAUUUUCAAAUAUAUUUAUCAAUUGUAAAUGGUGUAUUUUUGAGGAACUGCUACCACAAAAGAAUCCAGAGAUCAUAACUUUUUAUUCUAACCAAAACCCUGUUGUUUGACCGUUUAAUUUGUCGGAUUCUUUAUUUAGAGCUAAAACUAUGUGGUCGUGUGUGUAAAAACUUUUUGCUAAAUAAAGAGAGUACAAUUAUACAAAAACCAAGUAAUCUUUCCUAAGGUAAUAAUUGUGCAGAAUAAAUGAGUCCACCACGUACUAUAUCUGAGCUCCUUUUCAAUGCAGAUAAUGCUGAGCUACUGAAAAAAAUAGGCUUUUUUUUAUUCUGUUAUAAUUAAGAUCAAACAUUUACGCUCAAAAUUUGUUAUUGGACUAUUACUAUUGUUAUGAAAGUGAGUAAUUCAAUUCCUCCUUUGGUACAAUUAAUGUUAGACUGCCAGUAUCAAUGGGACUAUGUACAUGUACUUUGUUAACACAGGUGUGUCAUGGUCCUUUGUGUGUGUGUGUGUGUGUGUGUGUCUCAUUUGUGUGUGCCCGCCUCUGUGCUUAUAUGUGUGUGUGUGUGUAUGUGUUUCGUGUCUGUGUGUUCAUGUGUAUAUGUGUGAAUGUGUCUGUGCGGGGGUUUUCAUUUAAACUUUAGAUUUUAAAUGUUUCAUUAAGCCCCCAAUACUUGAAUACUCUUGUUGGGAAAAUAUUAGAUACUAUAAGAUGUUACUCUUUCCUGAUGACAGUAGAUAUAUAAUUGGUAAGCAAAGAUCAAGGCUAAAAUUUUACUCCUACUAAUGGUGAUGAUGAACAAACAGUUCAAAGGUGUUUUUUUUUAUUUUAUGAAACAUGAGGAAAACCAUUUAUGAAUUGUAUACAAUAAAAAUGUCUGUUCUAC